AAUCAUUAUGAUUGUUACAAUUAGUCAGUGUUGAUUAUCUAAACAAAAGUUAUUAAUUAAUGGGAAAAUUAACUGAGUUAUUAUUGUUUAAUCUUCUCAAUGUUCCCAAGUGUUUAUUGAUAUUUUUCUUCGUAAUAUCGAUUUGGAAGACACAAUUGAAGCAAUUAUGGUGACGAUUAAAUUAGUACAAAUUGUUUGUUUAAUUCUUUGCUUUGAUACAAGUAUCUUUUCCUCAGCAGUUCGAGGUAAACUGAGGUCAAAUGUUUGCUUGAUCGAAGGAGAUAUAAGGUGUCCGAAAAAGGGACAAAGUUUGGGGAAUAGGAAACAGAGGUCUGGGAUUACGUUCACAUCGAAAAGAUCGUAUUCAAAUGGACCAAGAGAUUCGAGCACCUUAUGGCCUACGAGGUUAAUUCCAUAUAAGUUUAGUUACGAUUACACGGGAGAGCAAUCGGCGAUGAUACAACGUGCGAUUAGUGAGAUUGAAAGUUCAACUUGUGUGCGAUUCGUCCCGAUAACAGGCCAGAAGUUCAGCGAUUAUGUAAUAUUUAUGAAAGGAAAAGGUUGUUAUUCAGAUGUCGGAAGAAUCGGAGGAGAACAGCAAAUAAGCUUAGACUUGGAGUGUUUCAAUGAAAAAACAAUUCGACACGAGCUUUUACACACUCUUGGAUUUUGGCAUGAACACAAUCGACCAGAUAGAGAUAAAUAUGUAAAAGUGAUUCGUGAAAAUAUUGAUCCGGUUAAAAUUGGAAAUUUUGAAAUCUCUCCUGAAUAUACUGCAGAAUUAGGCCCAUGGGAAUACGAUUAUUAUUCUGUUCUGCAUUUCAAGUCUACUGAUUAUUCCCGAGACGGUAAAUCACCAACAUUACUACCUGUUGAUCCAAACAUCAGAGCCGAAAGUCUUGGUAGUUCAAUGAUACUUACUAAACAAGAUAUCGACAAGAUAAACUAUAUUUACCGAUGUGAACUUAAAUCGUGUCCGAUUCCCACCCUGAACGAUCAUGUCACCUUCAUCACCCCUCCGGCCAUUGAAAAUGAAUAUAAAAUUGGUUCCAAAGUUUCAUACAGCUGUGAUUCUAGUGGGUACACUAUGAUUGGUAGUAUAUCACAAACCUGCCUUUCGACUGGCCUUUGGUCUGGUCUGCGGCCACGUUGCCUUCCUGUUGUUUCACAUUAUUGCAAUUUCGAGUCAAAUGGACUUUGUGGUUGGACGCAGGUUGAAGCCGAUACCGAAUGGGAAAAAGCUACUGGACGGUCAUCAUAUCGAACUGGAACUGGUCCAAUUAUUGAUCUAACUUCAGGAACUCUUGAUGGACAUUACCUUAAAUUAGACUCUCAAAAUUUAGAUCCAGGGUCUCGAGCGUUGAUUUCAACACCUAAACUUCCGCUUCCUUCAAAAGGUACCAGUUUUUGUCUCAACUUUGGCUAUUAUAUGUGGGGACUUGUCGUCGGAAGCCUGAGAGUGACAUUAUACACCGAUUCCGGUACAUCGACCGAAAUUUUCACCGCUUCAGGUUCACAAGGACCGAAAUGGAUCGAGAAAAGUUUGAUCUUCUCACCGGAUUCAUCAUUCAAAAUUGAAUUCGAGGGGACAAUUGGCUCCGAACUCGGUGACAUAGCAAUCGACGAUGUCUCUAUCGAACCAUGUUCUAGUUUGAAACGACCGAUAACAAAACGGCCUAAAACAAAGUUUCGACUGAGAUUUACUUAGAUCGUUUCUCUUUUUCUAAUUAAAUUGUAAAUAGUUAAUUUCUUUUUUAUUGUAAAUUAUUUUGUUAACUUGUUACAUUCAAUGUAUCAAAAAGUUUUAAAAAAUAACAAUUUUAUCAAUGAGCUAAACAAUUUUCUCAUGAAAAUUGAUUUGAUACAAUUAGAGGUGUUAACUUUAAUCAAUUGAUUUGAAAUCGUGACAAUCAGAGUGAUGAUUAUAUGUAUACAAUGUAAAUUGUAAUUAUCUCCGAGUAUCUUGAUUAAAUAUUGCCACAACAA
Molecule: messenger RNA, 1986 nt
Organism: Panonychus citri (citrus red mite)
Lineage: Eukaryota; Metazoa; Arthropoda; Arachnida; Trombidiformes; Tetranychidae
Exons: 3
Coding region: 167-1708 (513 amino acids)
Biological process (GO): proteolysis
Cellular component (GO): membrane
Molecular function (GO): zinc ion binding; metalloendopeptidase activity
Source: RefSeq, a predicted model, not a curated record